Truncatella angustata is the source of this 1656-nucleotide messenger RNA. RefSeq names its product prenylcysteine oxidase. Gene Ontology annotation, molecular function: prenylcysteine oxidase activity. The transcript is spliced from 2 exons. NCBI's taxonomy places the organism in Eukaryota, Fungi, Ascomycota, Sordariomycetes, Amphisphaeriales, Sporocadaceae. The record is from RefSeq and is a predicted model, not a curated record. The coding region runs from base 1 to 1656 and encodes 551 amino acids. Gene Ontology annotation, biological process: prenylcysteine catabolic process; prenylated protein catabolic process.
AUGAACCGGCUUGUCGCCUUCACCUCACUGAUAGUGCCGUGGAUCCUUGGCGUCACUGCUGACGACAACUCAAGCCACAAAGUAGUGAAACAGGUAGCUAUCAUCGGAGCUGGAGCUGCUGGAUCCUCAACGGCGUACCACCUUCGCAAAUAUGCCGAGCAAGAAGGUCUCGCUGUUAAUAUUACACUGUUUGAGAAGACGGGACGUAUUGGUGGGCGUACACUGACAGUCGAUGCCUACGGUGAUCCUCACCAGCCUGUUGAGCUUGGUGCGUCCAUAUUUGUGAGCAUCAACCAUAUUCUCUACAAUGCAAGCAGAGAUUUCAACCUUCCGCUCGUCAAUCCUGGAGCCGAUGAAGUUGGCGUUUUGGGUAUCUGGGAUGGCGAGAAGUUUGUCUUUGAGCAGGACUCAGAGUCAUGGGAGUGGUGGAGCUUGGUCAAACUCGUCUGGAAGUACGGCAGUGCCCCUUACUACACCAGAAGACUCGUCCGCGAGACGGUCGCCACUUUCCUGAACUUGUAUGAGGAACCAUACUUUCCAUUUCGAUCUCUGACGACCAGGAUAUAUGAGUUGGGCCUGCACAGGAUCACCGGCGUUACUGGGCGUCAAUUCCUCGAACAGAACAAGCUGUACGGGGCCUUUGCGCACGAUAUUGUGCAGACUGCGACUCGUGUUAAUUAUGCAUCCAACUUGGCCUAUAUCCAUGGCAUGGGAUCUAUGGUAUCGCUGGCUACGGACGGUGCGGUGCAAGUCGCAGGAGGCAAUUGGCAGAUCUUUGCACACAUGGUUGGGGCGUCUGGAUCCAACGUCAACCUCAACACAUCUGUCUCGUCGAUUGCAUUGGCAAAUAGCAAGGAUCCUGCCUCGCCGAGUUCAAAGUUCGUCAUCGCGACUAAAGGUACUGGCUCCUCGAGUGCGAAAGCAGAAGUGCAGGAUGUUGAGUUUGACAACGUGGUGAUUGCCACGCCUUACCAAUUUAGUGAUAUCACUCAUGAGGACGGACUACUCCAGCAACCGAUCGACGAAAUACCCUACACGACCUUACAUGUCACUCUUUUCGCUACGCCAUUCCGUUUUAGCCCAGAGUUCUUCAAGCUUGAGCCAGGCACGACAGCACCUAUCUCGGUGCUGACUACGCUGGCGGAUGACGAGGAAGCACGCCCUGGCCCGGAAGGGGCGGGCAAGGCUGGCUUCUUUUCAGCAACAUUGAACCAAAUUGUGCUCAAUUCCAAGACUCAACGCCAGGAGAACGUGUACAAGAUCUUCUCUCCCAACAAGGUGACACCGGAAUUUCUGUCCUCGCUCUUGGGAGUCAAGAUCCCCGAUACUUUCACGAGCUCAGUGGAUUCCGAGGACCAAGCAGAUUUCGAGGUUGUGGAGCCGAUCUCAUGGUACCAUGCUACGGUCUUCCACCCUUACCCGCAGAAGCUCCCGAGGGUGACUUUCCAAGACCCAAUUCUACGCGAGGGUCUGUACUACACAUCUGGUAUGGAGAGCUUCAUCUCGACAAUGGAAACCAAUGCUCUGGCCGGGAUGAACGUGGCCCGGCUGAUCGUCGAUGAUUACGUGGCAUUGAAUGAUGGACAUGACAAGGGCAAUAAUGCUUCGGUAGUUUCAGAGAGCGGGCAGGAUCAAAGGGUGCUAGGGGCAUACUAG